Molecule: messenger RNA, 2232 nt
Organism: Gilbertella persicaria
Lineage: Eukaryota; Fungi; Mucoromycota; Mucoromycetes; Mucorales; Choanephoraceae
Exons: 7
Coding region: 295-1992 (565 amino acids)
Biological process (GO): telomere maintenance via recombination
Cellular component (GO): telomerase holoenzyme complex
Molecular function (GO): telomerase activity; protein binding; telomerase RNA binding
Source: RefSeq, a predicted model, not a curated record
UGUAUCUCAAACUGACCUAGACUUGUUGACAGUGGUAACUGAAGAUCUACGCGUGUCUUAUUUGCUGUAUAAGCAAUAUGCACACUAGUAAUAGUUUGGAUUGCUUUAAACAAAGGAGUGGCCAUGGCAAAGUAAGAUAAAAAAAGAAGAAUGUACACCAAUAGCAUAUUUGUAUAAAAAAAAAGAAAAAAAAAGGAAGUGCAUAAACCAUCAUGCUAUCAUGACGACAAGAGAGAGAAGGCUGAGAAUGGAUAAGCGCAGUAAGAUUUUUCUUUUCGAUUUUAUCUUUGCACUAUGAGCAGAGGUCAUCAUGAAUGGGAGAAAUCAGUAGACAGUGUAUUAGAAGACUACGAUCUGUUGAAUGUUAAUCUACUGCAAGACAAGUCUAGUAUUAAUUUGUCGACGGGCAUGUUGUGGAAUGAACCUGUGCGCUGUAAGCCAUGUAUUGCCUUGUACAUUCUAUCCAUCAAUUAUCGACUCCAAGUAUAUGCACUGGACACCAUUCGAUCUUCUUUUAAGGACCCUAUCAAGACACUCAUUCAUCCUCAUGUAGAUGCAGCACUAGGCAAUUCAGAUUCACCCUUUAUUAUCAAUGCAGUCAAAGUAGGCAGUAUGUUUGGACAAGAGAUUGUGGUGACUGUAGCUGAAAAUGGAGAGAUUUGUAUAUGGAAAACAGAGGACAUACAUGCACCUCCUCUUGUCAUUCAAAAUCAUAUUUCUACUUGGGGUAUUGCUAUUCAUGAUGGCUUGUUAGCUGUCUCUGCAAACAAUUUCAAGAUCACAGUCUAUAAUAUGUCUAUGUUUAAUUUCUUUGGUCCACAACAACCCAACCUAUGGUUAGGCAACACUGAAAGGAUUGAAUUAGAAGGCCAUCAUCAUAAUAUUCCUUGUGUGGAUUUCAAUGCUACAGGUCGAUAUUUAGCUAGUGCUUCUAUUGAUGCCAGUUGCCGUAUUUGGGAUCUCAAGACAAGGCAAGAAAUCAUACAUAAAUCAUCAUCUUCAGGAGAUCAAUCAUUGUGGUAUUGGUCUGUCAAGUUUAUUCAACCGUCUACUUUAAAAUAUACUCGAUGUGUAGAUAAAGAGUUAAAUAAGGCGUUUUCGAGAAGACAUUAUCAAGGAAGGUCAACUUCUUUAUUGAAUUUGGGAUUGUGUCAUUCUGCUUCAAGUCCUGCUUAUCCUAUGUCUGUAUCUCACGAACUUGAUUUAGACGAAGAAUCCAUUGAUUUCGAGAUUUAUCAAGAUGAUGAUACACUAGAUCAAGAACUAUUGGAUAUGGAGCAAGAAUACCAAGAUUUUAUAACAAUGGGUGGAGAAGAGGAAGAAGAGGAAGAUGAAGAGGAAGAGGAAGAGGAAGAGGAAGAAGAGGAAGAGGAAGAGGAAGAGGAAGAAGAUGAAGAUGAAGAUGAAGAUGAAGAAGACGAAGAUAGUUGGGGUGAUUUGCCUUCACCGGGUGAUACAGCUAUACCUUAUGAUUUUGAUAUGGAUAGAGUACGAAAUAUGUUACAACAGCGAUUAAAUGAAACAGCAAGAGAAUCACUAAAUGACAUGGAUCAAGACAUAUCAGACAAUGAAGACGAUAGAUAUGAACUCACUCCACCACCCAAUUUACCUUCUUAUAUAAUACCUGACAUUAUCAAGACAAGACCACAGCCAACACACAGUAACCUACAAGAGUAUUUAAUGAUGACAACAGCUAAAGAUGUGAUUUUGUUGAAUUCUACUUUACCUCGCAUGAAAAAGAUUCGUGCGGAGCACAAUCUGCUUAGUAAAGUAGAUGUACGACAAGACCAACUGUUGAGUAUUCUGGACCGCAUGAAUAUGGUUGAAUGGUUGCCUGAAUUGGAGCUGUUUGUUGCAGCCAGCCAAAAAGGGACAGUGGCAUUAAUGCGCGUAUUACAAGUUGAAUUCAAUGAUGGAAUACAGCAUUGUAUGUUUAACAACGAAUGUUACCUUCCAGCCAGCGUAUUGGAAUCCACACCACUUUACGAGUAAAAGCAGAACGGUAUUCACCAGUAGCAUAUCAAAUCUUCUUGUUCUAUUAUAGUGGCAACAUACUGGCCUAUACUAUAUCGCGCAAAGAAGCAAGUAUUCAGGUAGAUAGUUUGUUUAUUUAGAAUAAACUUUCUCUCUUGCAUGAAUUUAUCGAUAUACAAAAAAGGAAAUUGAGUCACACACACAUACUUACACACUUCCCUACUGUACCAUAUCAUACUCUCCACCACCCCCUUUUAG